AUGGAGAAAAAGUUUUAUUACAUUUUUGCAUAUGCAGUCCUCACCAUAAUAACCUUCCCAAUGCCUCCUUGUGCAAUGAGCCUUGCCACUGAUGAAGCUGCCCUUCUUGCCUUAAAAAUGCGCAUAACCUCAGACCCUUUCCGUAUGCUUGCAACAAAUUGGAGCAAUAACUCGAGCUCCGUCUGCAGCUGGAUUGGCGUCACUUGCAGUUUGCCACACCAAAGAGUAACAGCCUUGAAUCUCUCUUUCAUGAAUCUCGUUGGCACCAUUCCACCUCAACUCGGGCAACUCUUCUUCCUCGUCACCCUCGACCUCACCUGCAAUCUUUUCAGUGGAAUUCUGCCUUAUGAGCUGUCUCUCCUUCGCCGUUUGGAGUUCAUAUCGCUUGCACUCAACAACUUCACCGGAGACUUCCCUCCGGUCUUAAGUCAGUUAUCAAAAUUGGAGUACUUGGUCUUAGACAAUAACAGUUUCACAGGUUCCAUCCCAAAAUCCAUCUCAAACCUUACAAACCUACAAGUUCUUUCCUUAUAUGCCAAUUCUCUAAGUGGAGAAAUUCCAGAAGAGUUGGGGAGACUUGGUAAUCUACAAGAUUUGGAGGUUGAAUGCAAUGGUCUUUCCGGUGGUAUACCAUCAGCCAUAUUUAACAUAUCCACCCUUCAAUAUAUAGCAUUCACGUACAACGAAUUGAGUGGAAGUCUUCCACCAGACAUGUGCACUAAUCUUCCAUUUCUUGCUGGGAUAUUUCUUACCGGAAACGAAUUGAGUGGUGAGAUUCCGAAAAAUCUGUCUCAAUGCUCACGACUUGCGACUUUGUCGCUCUCUUUCAACUCCUUUAGUGGGCAGAUACCUCCAGAAAUCGGCUAUUUAACAUCUCUUCAGAAUUUAGCUCUCGGUAUACUACCAAAGGAGAUUGGCAAUCUUCAAAGUCUGAUUGCUUUUGGUGUUGAGAAAAAUCAGAUUGGAGGCUCGAUUGAUUUCAAAAUGUUCAUGAAUAUGUCUUCUCUACAAACCUUGCAACUAUGGCACAAUAAAUUCACUGGGAACAUUUCAAGUGAUAUCGGGAAUCUUACAAUGCUUAUAUAUUUAGAUCUUGCGUACAACAAUUUAAUAGGUGUUAUACCGAGAGAAAUUGACCAACGUCUUUACCACCUGAAGAAACUUAGAUUAGAAUCGAAUAUGUUAAGUGGUUCAAUUCCACCUAACAUUUUUAACAUCUCAACUCUUAUAGUAUUUGCACUUGGAGGGAAUAGGCUGUCAGGUGCUCUUCCAACCGAUUUGUGCAACAACUUUUCUUCUAUUGAGAUGUUUUACCUUGGGAUUAAUCACUUGAGUGGACGAAUACCCGAAUUCAUUUCCAACUGCUCUCAACUUAGAGAGCUUCGAGCUCAGCUAUAA
This is a messenger RNA of Salvia miltiorrhiza (redroot sage), 1398 nucleotides long. Its product is annotated as leucine-rich repeat receptor-like serine/threonine-protein kinase At1g17230. Lineage: Eukaryota; Viridiplantae; Streptophyta; Magnoliopsida; Lamiales; Lamiaceae. The coding region runs from base 1 to 1398 and encodes 465 amino acids. Gene Ontology annotation, molecular function: protein binding. The transcript has 3 exons. The record is from RefSeq and is a predicted model, not a curated record.